AUGUCUGAACCAAGGAGGUACAGAAGUCGCAGCGCUGAUCGCCAGCGCUACGCGCGGCGUGAUUCCUCAGAUCGCGGCGACCGCAGACACUACCGCGAACAGAGUCCCCGCCGUGGAGACUCGCGAGAUCCUGGUGAUAAUAGGCGCAGAGACGGGGAAGACCGACGACGUCGAGAUUCUCCGGACCGCCGGUAUCGUAGUGACCGCGACUACCGCGAUGAUAGGAGACGUGAUUAUCGCGACGGUAGGGCGGACGGUGAUCGGGGAGAUAGGAGGGGUUCCUAUGGUGAAAGCCGGCGAGAGGGUCCUGUGGAAGACGGAGGGAGUGCGACUAGAGAUGAUAGAAGGCAUGUAAGAGACAGUUCAUACCGGGACGAUCGCAUCUCACCACGGCGAGGCGGUAGGGAUGGCCGCCGGUCCGUUACGAGGGGCGACCCUCGUGGAAGGAGAGGGGAUUCGCGCUAUGACCGUGGAGCUGAUCGCCGUGCAGACAGGGAUGACCGCCGGAGGAGGAGCAGCCGUGACCGAUCCUCGGGGAGGGACGAUCGUCGACGCCGAGAUGGGCGCAGGCGCAGCAGGAGCACCGACAGCGCCUGCAGUUUCGGCUCCAGGGUGUCAUUCGGCAGGCCGGAAGAGGAAAACAAUGCGGAGGAAGCGCAAGCUGACACUGGGCCCGUGGACGAGGACGAGCUGCUCAGGCAGGCCAUGGGUUUCGGGGAGUUCUCCACCACGAAGAACAAGCAGCACCUGGAUUCGGACGUUUCCGGGGUCGCCAAGCGCUCCAAGAGGAAGUAUCGGCAGUACAUGAACAGGCGUGGCGGGUUCAACCGGCCCCUAUCGCCCACGUACUGA
This is a messenger RNA of Babesia bigemina, 852 nucleotides long. RefSeq lists its product as hypothetical. Bases 1 to 852 code for a protein of 283 amino acids. The transcript has a single exon. Gene Ontology annotation, biological process: RNA splicing. Gene Ontology annotation, cellular component: precatalytic spliceosome. Lineage: Eukaryota; Apicomplexa; Aconoidasida; Piroplasmida; Babesiidae. The record is from RefSeq and is a predicted model, not a curated record.